AACAAGUCAAACAUUAACUCUCCUGACUGCCAAUUUCCUUUUCAUUUUAUGAGAGGACAACGACUUGGAUAGAUAUGAUUCUCAGUGCUGUGAUAUUUUUGGUGCUGGGGUUCACACCAGGCUCAGAAUGUCUGGUGUGCUAUCAAUGUGCGGACACACGGAUGGACGGCCCAUGUCAGUCGAACACUGCGGAUCUUGUCCAGUCAAACAAAAUUUGGUCUAACAAAACGGAGGAAGUUAGGGAUGAUACUGACGCCUACCUAGAAUACGUGAAGAGCUGUCCCCCAGAACAACAAUAUUGCGUUAUUGAACGUAUUGAAGACAAAGGUGUGAUGUUUGCUUACAUCAGAGACUGCAGUGACGGCGUGACGAUGUCGGUUAAUGAUGUGGAAAGGUUUCAAAAUAUAACAUUCAACAAAAACAAUUUCACAACUUGUGGCUUCAGAUUUCAAAUUGGUGUUGUGUGCAUCACCUUGUGUGAAGGAAAUUUUUGUAAUGGUCCCAUUACUGAAAGUGGUUCUGGGUAUCCGGCUAAUUUCUUUCUUUUUGCUCAUGAUGACGUUGUGUUUGAUGCUUUGUGAAUAGCACAGUGAUGAGACACUUUAAGAGUUUUUUCUAUACCUUGUACAUGUAUAUCAAACCUUAAACUCAUUUCACCUUGCAUCCUACAGUUUAUACUGAGCUACAUCACCAAACAUCCUACUGUUUACACUGAGCUGCACACUCAUUUACACCGAUACAGUAAAACAACAAACAUCCUUAAUUUUAUACUAAACUACACUCUCAUUUACACCAAUACAGUAAAUCACCAAACAACCUUAAUUUUAUACUAAACUACACUCUCAUUUACACCGAUACAGUAAAUCACCAAACAUUCUUAAUUUUAUACAAAACCACACUCUCAUUUACACCAAUACAGUAAAACACCAAACAUCCUUAACUUUAUACUAAACCACACUCUCAUUUCCACCGAUACAGUAAUUCACCAAACUUUCUUAAGUUUAUACUAAACUAAACUCUCAUUUACACCGAUACAGUAAAUCACCAAAUAUCCUUAAUUUUAUACUAAACCACACUCUCAUUUACACCGAUACAGUCAAACACCAAACAUCCUUAAUUUUAUACUAAACCACACUCUCAUUUACAUCAAUACAGUAAAACACCAAACAUCCUUAAUUUUAUACUAAACCACACUCUCAUUUACACCGAUACAGUAAAUCACCAAACAUUCUUAAUUUUAUAUUAAACCACACUCUCAUUUACAUCAAUACAUUAAAUCACCAAACAUUCUUAAUUUUAUACUAAACCACACUCUCAUUUCCACCGAUACAGUAAUUCACCAAACUUUCUUAAGUUUAUACUAAACUAAACUCUCAUUUACACCGAUACAGUAAAUCACCAAAUAUCCUUAAUUUUAUACUAAACCACACUCUCAUUUACACCGAUACAGUAAAACACCAAACAUCCUUAAUUUUAUACUAAACCACACUCUCAUUUACACCGAUACAGUAA
Molecule: messenger RNA, 1512 nt
Organism: Pecten maximus
Lineage: Eukaryota; Metazoa; Mollusca; Bivalvia; Pectinida; Pectinidae
Exons: 3
Coding region: 75-581 (168 amino acids)
Source: RefSeq, a predicted model, not a curated record